GGCCGGCCCUAAGGAAGCAAUCUUCUUCCUUCUUUCACCCUCCCGACGACCGACCGGCAAACGACUAGCUCUGGGUGUUCUCCAAUCCGCGCGAAGAAUUAGCAGCCAUGGGUAAAGGUACGGGAAGCUUCGGCAGGCGCCGCAACAAGACGCACACGCUCUGCCGGCGAUGUGGGCGGCGAAGUUUUCACAUCCAGAAGUCGAAGUGCUCGGCAUGUGGAUAUCCUGCAGCACGGAUUCGCAAAUUUAACUGGAGUCAGAAGGACAUUCGCAGGAAGACCACCGGGACAGGGAGGAUGCGCCACCUUCGGACCAUGCCCCGAAGGUUCAAGAACGGCUUUAGGGAAGGCACCCAGGCCGCUCCAAAGAAGAAGGUCGCCGCAGCAGCCGCUCAUUCAGUGCGUUGAGGGAGUUUUGGCCGAAGUGCAGUGAUGAUGUAAAGGGGGAGAGGGAGAGGGAGAGGGAGAGGUCUGGGAGUAGAGCGAGAUGUGCAGAGAUUUGCAGAGAUGCGCAGACGUCUUCGUCAUAGAAUGAGAGCCUAACUCCUCGUCGUCGAUUCCAUUUUUUCCGCUCUCUGAGGUAUAAAAUAUGGGUGAGUUUGUUCCCGUUAUCAGGAGUAGGUUGAGGGUUCAAAUUCGUUUGUCCGCUCUCGACGUGACACGUUUGCAAGCGAACUGAG
Molecule: messenger RNA, 679 nt
Organism: Chara braunii
Lineage: Eukaryota; Viridiplantae; Streptophyta; Charophyceae; Charales; Characeae
Source: the annotation of a GenBank genome assembly